GGAGUUGCGGGUUUUGGUAGUGCUGUUAAGCUCAUGAACAUUAAGAUUUAAUGAUUUUUGAGAGAUGUACCAUUAAUCAAACAAAUGCAAAAUUCGCGUUGUAAACUACGGAAUGCUGGGGAAUAGUGUAUAUAAAUUGUUAAAAAAUCGUACAUGGGAUGAAUGAAGAGGAUCUUCUCAAGAGAUCUGCUGAAGAGCGAGAGAAAAUAUUUAAGAGAUAUGAACAAGGACGUGAAGGUGCAGAAAUUGAUCCUUGGGAAGACCCAGGCUUUGAGGUUUACCAUGCAACAGACAGAUAUGGAUUUAUCCAUGACAAAAGGUUACCAUCUAAAGUGGACCCGCAGGAAGCAAAAAAACGACAGAUUGAAGUUGAACGCCAAAAGAAAUGGCUUAAGAUGUUAAAAAAUUGGGAUGCUCCUGCAAGCAAAGAAAAACUUCAUUCUAGAGUAUAUAAAGGAAUUCCAAACUCACUAAGAAGUGAUGCCUGGAUAAAACUAUUACAUGUUGAAACUGUUAAGAAAAAUAAUACUGGAAGGUAUGAGGAAAUGAUUAAGUUAGCUAGACAAUAUUCUACUGAUGCAAGGCAGAUUGACUCUGAUGUAAAUAGGCAAUUUCGAGAGCAUUUACACUAUAGGGAGCGGUACAGCAUUAAACAGCAAUCUCUUUUUAAUGUACUGACUGCUUAUGCUAUGUAUAAUUCAGAAGUGGGAUAUUGCCAGGGUAUGUCUGGGCUGGCAGGAGUUUUAUUAAUGUAUAUGGAUGAGGAAGAUGCAUUUUGGGCCAUGCAUAUAUUAUUGACAGAUCCAAAAUAUGCCAUGCAUGGUCUUUAUAAGGAAGGAUUUCCUAAAUUAACCAGGUUCUUGGCUCAUCAUGAUAAAAUAUUGACUAAACUGCUGCCAAAGAUUAAAAAACAUUUUGACAAACAUGGUUUGGAUGCCAUUUUAUACUCAUUAAAGUGGUUUUUCGUUUGUUUUAUUGAAAGGGUUCCUUUUAAUUUAUGUCUUAGAAUUUGGGAUAUUUAUUUAUAUGAGGGUGAGGAAGUAAUAUCAGCAAUGGCCUAUACAAUACUCAAACUGCACAAACGAAAUUUGUUGAAGUUAAAUGAUAUGGAUGCUAUUGUUCAAUAUAUUCAGGUGAAACUGUACAAGGACUUUAUCUACGACGAAGACACUGUGAUCAGGCACUUGGAGGGUUCGAUCGAAGAACUGAAAAAGCACAAGCUGAUCAAAGCAGGCGAGCCCGGCAGAGAGGAGCUGCCCACGCGACCUUUCGGCGAAUUCAAGGAACCGACGUUCGAGCAGAUCGUCGGCAUCCGGACGGAAACGUUCACCGAAAAGGAGAAGGUCACCAACGAGAUAAUUACGUUGACGAGCGACGCUGCGCGAGAAUCUGUCGAGAAGGACAAAGAGUGUCAGCUGUCAGUCGUCGAUUCAGUCGGAUUCACAGGCUCGAAAUUCUCGUUCGAUCCGAGCAUCGACGACGCCAGCUCGCUACUGGAUUGCGAGCACACCGGAUCGCGUCGCUCAUUGGCUGACACCAGCGUCACCUCCACCGCAGACUUGUCGGUCUUUUCGACGAUCACGCGCUCGCAGGCGCACGAGAACAGCCUUGACACUCACAGCAACAUGUCCGACAACUCGGUAGGCGGCGCGUCGAGCGUGGGCUCUGGCAUCGGCGCGUCCAGCGUGCAACGCGCCACGCUCAGCGCGCAUUCCACGCCCCGCGCCACGCCGCACAACGUCAGUCCGGACGUGUUGCGCAUCUACGUGCCCUACACGCCGCUGGACACCCCCGUUGCUAGUCCUCAUAACGGCGACCUGCCCAAAUCAAUUCCUUGCUCAUUUCCCGACUCGAACAAGAUUCGAAUUAAAAUCGACAACGACGAACUGCCCACGCCAUUGGUGGAACACGGGCAAAUCAAAACGUUUCGAAUUGACGAUUUUGAUUUAAAAUAAUUAUAAGAGUUUUUAUGAUUUGUAUUUUUUCAAACAAGAAAUUAAAUGAGUAACACCACUGUGACAUGAUGAAAAAUAUCGGAUUUCUAGAUUUUAUCUUAUUAAGAAAAACGACAAUUUUUUAAUCUAAAUCAUUAUACGUAGCAAGCCGUUCUCCAAAAACAUAGUUUACAAAAUGGCUGGUGCUCAAAAUUUUU
Brassicogethes aeneus is the source of this 2152-nucleotide messenger RNA. Lineage: Eukaryota; Metazoa; Arthropoda; Insecta; Coleoptera; Nitidulidae. The record is from the annotation of a GenBank genome assembly.